AUGGAACGAAUCAGUAGAGCCAGCCAAGAACCAAUUGCUAUAGUGGGGUUGGCAUUUCAAUUCCCCCAAGGAGCGAUUGAUGAGGAGUCGUUAUGGGAGAAGUUGAUGAACAGAGAAUGCACAUCAACGGAAUUUCCCAAGGAAAGACUGAACAUCGAGGCCUUUCAUAACCCAGAUAUAAAGAGCCAAGGCACGCAGCGAGGCUUGUUGGAAACAACAUAUCAUGCGAUUGAAAAUGCUAGUAUUCGACGAAGUGAUAUCGCUGGCAGUAAUACCUCGGUCCAUGUUGGCAGCUUCUGCAAUGACUACAUGGCAUUCGUUUUGCGAGACGAGGAGCAAAUACCCACCUACAACGCUACAGGAUGCUCACAGACCCUUCUCUCCAAUAGGAUCAGUUGGGGAUUUGACCUACGAGGGACUAGCUUGACGAUCGAUACGGCGUCGUCAACGGCGAUUUGCGCAGCAUCAAAUGUCAUCUUUUCGCCAGAGAACCUCAUCACUCUAUCGAAUAUGAACUUCCUGUCCCCCGAUGGGAAAUGCUUCAGUUUCGACCAUCGAGAGAACGGGUACGCAAGAGGCGAGGGCUUCGCCAGCUUAAUCCUGAAGCCACUCUCUAAGGCCAUAGAAGACGGCGAUACGAUACGCUCCCUAAUCCGUUCGACUAGAUCUAACCAGGACGGCCAUACCACGGGAGGUAUCACACAGCCGAGUAAAGGGGCCCAGAAAAAUCUGAUUGCCGAGACAUAUCAGGUCGCCGGACUCGACCUCAGAGAAACCAGGCUCUUUGAAGGCCACGGAACCGGGACAGCGGUAGGUGACCCCAUAGAAGCUGCCGCGAUUGGCGAGACUUUCCGAAGGUUUCGAAGUGACAAUGAUUCAUUAUUUGUGUGA
This is a messenger RNA of Lindgomyces ingoldianus, 891 nucleotides long. Its product is annotated as beta-ketoacyl synthase. The transcript is spliced from 6 exons. Gene Ontology annotation, molecular function: fatty acid synthase activity. Gene Ontology annotation, biological process: fatty acid biosynthetic process; secondary metabolite biosynthetic process. The coding region runs from base 1 to 891 and encodes 296 amino acids. The record is from RefSeq and is a predicted model, not a curated record. NCBI's taxonomy places the organism in Eukaryota, Fungi, Ascomycota, Dothideomycetes, Pleosporales, Lindgomycetaceae.